UGCUUGACCCACCUUUUCAGUAUUUAACGAGAGAACCACCAAAAAAUACGACGUGGCUUCCCUUUCAUGGGCUUCUGCCGUAAUUCCCCCCACCCAGUCCGAUGAUACUUUGUGCCUCCAUUGCGUGUGGCCAAGUUGGUGUUUCAGGAAACUACUAAGCAUAUGCUCUGUGGAACGUGUCGUUCGUCUUGCUGAUGGGCCUCCGACGGGCUCGGUGCCGAGAGCCGUAAUGGGAAAGGAGGAACUCCAGAGAUUCGCUGGAAGGAAAGUACUGAUACAGAGACGGCUGCAACAGCCAGAAGCCCAGUGGCAGCUUCGGAUGAAGUUUCUCAAGCAAGCUAAGAGCUACAUUGGAGUGCCUUAUGCCAAGAAAUACCACCAACCUGGCACUCCAGAGUCCAAGUCUCUGCUCUUCCUAGAUUGUUGCGGGCUUAUCCGAAGAGCGGUACGGGACUUAACGGAAGAUUUCGGCUUCUAUAUUGGCUCGGGAAACCAAGCAUACCAGUACGACACCCUUCCUAUUACUCUCCCCAGCGAGGAACACCUGAAGCCCGGAGACCUCGUCUUCAUUUCAGGAACUUACUUUGAUACACAACGGGCACGGCAACCCCACGACAUCGUCCAUGUGGAAAUCUGGCUGGGAGAAGAGAAGCGCAGCCUUGGAGCCAGGUGGAAGGGGGGCAAAGUGCAAGUCUUUGAUUCCUUCAAGUUUGUCUCAAAGACUUAUGGAAGCAUGGAGUACCACUUCAAGUCCAUCGAAACAUGGCUGCAAGGAAUCUGUAUCAGGAAAGCCUUCACCAUUCUAGCAACGGUUCCUAAGCAGCAGUUGCUAGGAGACCAGCCCUUGUUGAUAGCACAGAGGACUUUCUCUGAGCCGGCCAGGGGGAAACUGCCUUCGGAUCCUGGAUGCUCAGAGCUCUGGGGCCAAGCUGCCUGUAUGCGUGACGCGUGUCGAGCAAGCGCAAAGCAAAAAUCAUCCUCCAAGGCGCCGUCCCAGCCUGCUUGCAAAACGGGGAUGCGCGGCUCGCUCUAG
This is a messenger RNA of Eublepharis macularius, 1033 nucleotides long. RefSeq lists its product as uncharacterized. Bases 230 to 1033 code for a protein of 267 amino acids. The transcript has 5 exons. Lineage: Eukaryota; Metazoa; Chordata; Lepidosauria; Squamata; Eublepharidae. The record is from RefSeq and is a predicted model, not a curated record.